Amorphotheca resinae ATCC 22711 is the source of this 1326-nucleotide messenger RNA. RefSeq lists its product as hypothetical. Bases 234 to 863 code for a protein of 209 amino acids. NCBI's taxonomy places the organism in Eukaryota, Fungi, Ascomycota, Leotiomycetes, Helotiales, Amorphothecaceae. The record is from RefSeq and is a predicted model, not a curated record. Gene Ontology annotation, molecular function: metal ion binding; pre-mRNA 3'-splice site binding. Gene Ontology annotation, biological process: mRNA splicing, via spliceosome. The transcript is spliced from 2 exons. Gene Ontology annotation, cellular component: U2AF complex; spliceosomal complex.
GUUCAUCCCACAGACACCUCUACAGCACAACACGAAGUAAUAUCGCGAUACCCCUUCAAUCACUGUGUGUGAACAUACGCCUACAUUCGCUAUAUCCCAGAACUUUAACCAGAACCACCGAUCUUUCAGCGCUCUCGACUUUUCGCCCCCCGCCUCCCGCCAGCGGCGAACAAUCUUUCUAGCUACACCCGCAACAAACAACCGCGCUCCCAUCUCACCUCCACAUCAGAGACAUGGCGAACUACCUCGCCAGUAUCUUCGGGACCGAAGCCGACAAGGUCAACUGUUCCUUCUACUACAAGAUCGGAGCGUGCCGGCACGGCGACCGGUGCUCGCGCAAGCACGUCAAGCCGUCGUACAGCCAGACCAUCCUGCUCCCGAACCUGUACCAGAACCCGGCCUAUGACCCCAAGGUCAAGAUGAACGCGAGCCAGCUGCAGAACCACUUCGAUGCCUUCUACGAGGAUUUCUGGUGCGAGAUGUGCAAGUUUGGCGAGGUUGAGGAGGUCGUCGUUUGUGAUAAUAAUAAUGAUCAUCUGAUAGGCAACGUCUACGCACGAUUUAAAUACGAAGACUCAGCCCAAAAAGCCUGCGACGCCCUAAACUCACGCUGGUACGCCGCGCGCCCCAUCUACUGCGAGCUCUCGCCCGUGACCGACUUCCGCGAGGCCUGCUGCCGGCUCAACAGCGGCGAGGGCUGCGUGCGCGGCGGCUUCUGCAACUUUAUCCAUCGCAAGAACCCGAGCGAGGAGCUGGAGCGCGAGCUGGAGUUGAGCACUAAGAAAUGGCUGCGCAUGCGCGGCCGCGAUGAGCGGAGCGCGAGUCGUAGCCCGAGUCCGGAACCUACGAGGAGGAGGUAUUGAUUUAGGUGGGAGUGAGGUCGACGAGCCUUUUUUUCUGUGUGUGUGUGUGUGUGUGUCUUGGUUUAUUCGGGUUUAAGGGGCGAUGGAAUCAAACAAAAAGAAUUCAUCUAUCUAAAAGAUGACUUGACUUGACUGACUGACGCGAUGGGUCAGAGAUACAAGAAGAAUGUAAUUCAAUCCAGUUUUCUACGGGAUAUGAGAGAAGAGGCAUGCAUGGUAGAGAAAUACUCUACGGCGUUGUUUGGGAUCAUCGUCCUUGAUUCUACGUAUGGGGAAAAAAAACAGAACAGAACAGAACAGAAAAGCUUCUUUGUAUCAUAGGACGGACGACGAACACACUCAUGCAUACCUAUGCAACAACACAAGGCGCUGGCUGGCUGGGUGUAUGUAUGUAUGUAGUAUGCAACCGGAAUUUUCAGAUAUCCUCUCUAGUAAGCAUAGGAACCCAUGAAUCAUGCAUGAU